Messenger RNA from Hyaloscypha bicolor E, 2031 nucleotides. RefSeq names its product Cupredoxin. The transcript is spliced from 6 exons. Bases 1 to 1923 code for a protein of 640 amino acids. Lineage: Eukaryota; Fungi; Ascomycota; Leotiomycetes; Helotiales; Hyaloscyphaceae. The record is from RefSeq and is a predicted model, not a curated record.
AUGUCCCUAUUUUCAAGUGCUGUGCUUGUCCUCGCGAUCGCUAUCUCCUCUACAGUGGGGUUCACCCCCUUCGGACAAACUUUCCAAGUUGAAGUUGGGGCGAACGGAAACCUGACAUUCAAUCCUGAGACAAUAACCGCUAAUGUUGGUGACACCGUGAUUUAUAAUUUCCAUCCGAAGAACCAUUCCGUUACACAGUCAAGCUUCGGGGAUCCAUGUCAUCCUCUUGCAGGCGGAUUCUUCUCUGGAUUUGUACCCACGGACAAUCUCACAGCUGCAUCUCCUACAACUUUUACAAUCACAAUUAAUGACACCAAACCGAUAUGGGUUUACUGUGCUCAGACUAAAGGCGACCAUUGCCAGGCGGGCAUGGUUCACGCGAUCAAUGCUCCCCCGACUGGCAACACUUUUGAUGCCUAUAAAGCCAAAGCUCUGACUGCCUCCAAACCAAGUUCUUCUCCCCCAGAUGGUCUUCCCGUCGGUGGUUUGCGCAAGACAAGCGUAAUCGUUGGCGUAAAUGGCUUGCUGCAAUAUUCCCCGAACAAUAUCACAUCACUAGUAGGAGAAGUGAUUGAAUUCAAUUUCAAUCCGGCUAACCACUCAGUCGUCCAAAGUAAUUUUGGGGAUCCUUGUCAUCCACUGUCAACGGGAGGAUUUUCCAGCGGUUUUGUUCCUACGGCAGUCUCUCCUUCAGGAGCCACUUUCCAAGUCGUUGUAAAUGAUACUAAACCAAUCUGGUUCUAUUGUGCGCAAACAAAGAAGACUCAUUGUCAAGCAGGGAUGGUGGGCUCGAUAAACGCUCCAACCUCGGGCCCCAACACUCUUGAAGCAUUCAUUGGGCUCGCGGCCAAAGCUUCUGAUAGCACCAUUCCAACAGUUGCUCCUCUUGGUGGCAUUCUGACUGUCAAUGGAACUGUCGUCACUACCGACAAUGGUGAUGUUCUUGACAGCAGUAAAACCAGUUCGGCCAACUCAUCCAUUUCAACCGUUCCUCCGCCAGGAACAUCCAUUCCACCUGAUGUUGCAAACAUGGCUGGAGGAUAUCAGCCAUCAAGUUAUAACUGGGCAAACAGCAUCUCGGACCAAGCUACAAGUUAUUUGCAACUCAUGCUUUACCUCGACAAUAUCUUGCUGGAAGUUCUUGUAAACGGUCACAACAACCUCACCUCAGGCGGGUGGUCCCAUGUUUACCCAGACUCUAUCACAGGUACAAUUGGCGGCAUGACUGCCCAAGCCUUGGUCCACCGUUCCACGUCCUCGGACUCUCUCUCACACUACAAUAAACCAGUUGCUGGAUUGUGUAGCUACAACUUCCCUAUCGCAAACGUUGAUGAUUUCGUCCAUGUUGCUCUCACGCUCAUCCUUCUUGAAAUCGGCCUCCUUCUGGAUGUCGUGGCCACAGUCGUACUUUCUGACCCCUGGCUAAUCGCCCCUCUUGCCUCAACUCUCGGCUCAAAGUCUCGAAUGGCUGGUAUGGUGAACAUGAUGCAAGACCACAUGGCGGCUGCUGCACCUAGAGAAGCAUGGAUACCAGCAACUCUCGUCUAUUCCUAUGCCAUGAACCAUUAUGUGGUCCCAAAGUCGUGCCCCGGAUCAGCCGGAGAUCUGGGGGGUUACACCGCGCUUCCGCCGCUUACUCUAACCAACCCCCCUGUCACUGGCACACAACGGGUUACGAGCGUCACGGUGUCCUUUGAUGCCUCGAUCAAAGGAAGUCUGUUCAUUGCUUGGCUUGGGGCUUGGGGAAGUGUGGAGUAUACGCCUGUUGUUUCGACUGCGGCGGGUCAAGGAACUGCGAGUGUGCCUGCGGACUUGUCCGGGCAUGUUUGGGGUGUUUUAACUAGUGCACAAGGAGGAUCUGUUGGAGACUUAAUGAAGGUGGCGGUUGCCGGGCCGGACAUGGUUUGGGUGACAAACCCGUAAAGAGAGGGGUUGAACAAUUAUAUGGCGUUCGGAUCCAGGGCUGCGGAAAUCCCUAUUAUAUAUAACCUUAACAUAGUGCAAGCGAAUUCGAUUACCUCUCUACCUGCU